This is a messenger RNA of Aspergillus ibericus CBS 121593, 840 nucleotides long. RefSeq lists its product as uncharacterized. The annotation marks the transcript as partial. The transcript has a single exon. The record is from RefSeq and is a predicted model, not a curated record. NCBI's taxonomy places the organism in Eukaryota, Fungi, Ascomycota, Eurotiomycetes, Eurotiales, Aspergillaceae.
CUUAUAUACCCGGAUUUCAAACAUGAGAAGCUCAAAGCAGAUCGUACAGCCCAUCUAAGAAUACAAUCAGCGCGAUCGAUUGGCAAUUACAUCUGCCAUGUCCUUGCUAAUCUUGAUGAUGGCGGGCCUCUCCCUUAUCCUCUUCAACCAGGAACCAAGAUUCAAAAAUUCCGUCUCCAAAUCCACCUCAUUAUCAGUAACGAGCCCAAAUGCAUCAUACCACGGCAGAAAGGAAGCAUCCGCGUAGCUAAACCGCCCACCAACCAAGUACUCGCGAUCAUUAAGCACCUUAUCCAACACUCCCGACACCCGAAGAACCUCAUUCUUGUACCUUUCCCGCGCGCUUGGGACCUUUUCCGGAUGCCAGGUCCGAAACCAGGCGGCCUGGCCAAAGUACGGACCCUGUCCGCUGACCUGGAAGUAGAUCCACUGUUUGGCAUGAUAGUAUUCGGGGGUGCCGGCGGGGAAACUAAUCGUUUUGUCCUUGUCGUAUGUCUCGACGAGGUAUUCGAUGAUGGCACCUGACUCCCAUAGGGUAAUUCAGGUGUUGGGAUCUUCGAUGGCGGGCAGACGGCCGUUGGGGUUGAUGGAGAUGAACGGCUCGCUUUUUACUUCUGUGAGGGGGACGUAGGUGGUCUUGUAUGGCACGUGAAUGUUCUUCGAGGAUCAUGGCCACUUUUCAGGGGUUGGGCCCGUGAGUGUGGCCGUAGAGGGUGAUAGGCUUGGACAUUUUGUUGUCUGACCGUAAUCAAAGUGGAUUAUCGGGGGUAGUGUCUCGAGCAGAAGAUGAUUGCGCGAUCAGAUGUCUGACCGGGUCCAGUGAUCUUAAAUACAUGUCCC